Messenger RNA from Papilio polytes (common Mormon), 1450 nucleotides. It is a transcript of the gene Rab26, whose product is annotated as ras-related protein Rab-37. Gene Ontology annotation, biological process: neurotransmitter receptor transport to postsynaptic membrane; Golgi vesicle fusion to target membrane; cellular response to insulin stimulus. Gene Ontology annotation, cellular component: dendritic spine; endosome; synaptic vesicle. The transcript has 6 exons. The record is from RefSeq and is a predicted model, not a curated record. Gene Ontology annotation, molecular function: GTP binding; GTPase activity. Bases 260 to 1000 code for a protein of 246 amino acids. Lineage: Eukaryota; Metazoa; Arthropoda; Insecta; Lepidoptera; Papilionidae.
UCGACACGGAACAUGUUUUCUGCUCUUAAGAGACUGUAUUAAAAACACUAAUGUGGACUUGUGCUUUUACGUGUUAAUUUGUGUUAUGUGGGCGUGAAUGCCGAAUUUGGAAUUGAAUUUUUAUCACAUUCAGUCGUGUGUUGAAAUUUCGUGUCGCCCCAUUGAAAGUACAAUGUCGCGUGAUUUCUCGCAAGAUAUUUUAUGAUAGUGUGUGAACGAUUGUUUAAAUGUUUUCGAAGGGGUUCAUCUUUAAAUAGAAAUGAGCCAAGUGGCAACAGACGACAGCAUGAGUGACGACGUGUUCGAAGAGGAUACGCUGCGAGCGCCCGCACCGCGCAGCACUCCCUCCCCUACCGGUUACCCGGACUACCGGCCCCCCACUGAGACUCCGCGUAGUCUACUCGAUGAAGACUUACCUAUACACAAGACGAUCUUGCUGGGAGACAGCGGCGUGGGGAAAACUUCCCUACUCGUGCAGUUUGAGACGGGCAAGUUCCAGCCGGGCAACUUCUCAGCUACCGUCGGCAUCGGAUUCACGAACAAGGUAGUGACGGUGGACGGCGUUAAGGUGAAGCUUCAGAUUUGGGACACGGCGGGGCAAGAGCGCUUCCGUAGCGUAACUCAUGCGUACUACCGAGACGCACAUGCUCUUUUACUUCUCUACGACGUGACCAACAAGACGAGUUUCGACAACAUCCGGGCGUGGCUGGGCGAGAUACGAGAAUAUGCCCAAGACGAUGUCGUCAUUAUGCUUCUGGGAAAUAAAUCGGACAGCGGCCUAGAGAGGGCAGUGCGGCGCGAGGAGGGGCAGCGUCUGGCGCGAGAGUAUCAAGUCGCGUUUAUGGAGACGUCAGCUAAAACCGGACUAAACGUGGAAGCGGCAUUCGGCCAUGUGGCGCGAGCUCUUGUCGCGAAAGCGAACCCCGUCGACCCAGCACGCCUGGCGGUGCGCGCGCAGCCCUCCCAAGAACAAAGGUCCUCGUGCCCGCCAUGUUCUUAAACUGACCACGUUUUCCCGCCACUUUUUGAAUAACGCCAGCGAUUCGAAGUGGAUAAAACUCGCAUCUAUUGUUUCACAUGUGUAUAUAAUUAAAGAUCUUGACAAAAAAAUUUCAUGUUCAACUAGGAUUAUUGGGAUGUAACCAUGUUCUACAAGAACACUAUUUAUCUGCACAAUUUGCCGUAUGUAUUUUUAUGUGUAUGCAAAGGAUUUGAUCGUACGAUGCUUGAUAGCCAAUUUUUGCACAUUUUAUUUUUAUUAACAUAAGUAUUUCAAUGUUAGGAGAUUGUUUACGUAUCGCAAAUUUUGUAUUUGUUUUUAAAACAAAUAAUAAGAAUUUUAUUUAUACCAAAGUGUUUUAAAAAAAUGUAGCAUUAAUAAGCACAAAGUACGUAAUAAAGCAUAAAAGGAGCAAUUUUAAUUAUUUCUAAUAACACGAUGUGAAUUCAA